Molecule: messenger RNA, 7174 nt
Organism: Pseudomyrmex gracilis
Lineage: Eukaryota; Metazoa; Arthropoda; Insecta; Hymenoptera; Formicidae
Gene: rudimentary
Product: CAD protein
Exons: 26
Coding region: 67-6852 (2261 amino acids)
Biological process (GO): 'de novo' pyrimidine nucleobase biosynthetic process; L-citrulline biosynthetic process; UTP biosynthetic process
Cellular component (GO): cytosol; cytoplasm
Molecular function (GO): aspartate carbamoyltransferase activity; metal ion binding; amino acid binding
Source: RefSeq, a predicted model, not a curated record
UUGCGACGCAAGCAGUGUGUGUCGAAGCACGUGUAUGAGAAAGACGCGGAGAAAAAAUUAUAAAAUAUGUCCGGCUGUACAGCCUCCGAAUUUAAUCAAGCAACUAAUACUUAUCUUCUUUUAGAAGAUGGUAGUAUCUUUUUUGGAAAAUCUUUCGGCGCUGAUGUAUCGAUCGACGGUGAAAUCGUCUUCCAGACUGGUAUGGUCGGUUAUCCGGAAUCACUUACCGAUCCUUCUUAUCAUGCUCAAAUUUUGGUGCUUACAUAUCCGCUGAUUGGAAAUUAUGGUGUUUUCAAUGAUGAAAAGGACCAAUAUGACCUACCUCGUUGGUUUGAAUCUCGUCGCAUUUGGGUCGCAGGACUUGUCGUAGGCGAAGUGUGUGAUUAUCCCAGUCACUGGCGCAAUAUCAAGACAUUAUCUAAAUGGAUGAAGGAACAAAAUAUACCCGGAAUUUGCGACAUUGACACACGAGCAUUAACAAAGAUUAUCCGGGAAAAAGGUUCGAUUUUGGGAAAGAUAGGGUUUGGAAAACCAUCGUCGAACACUCUGUCUGUAAUGCCUCUUAUAGAAGAUCCCAACAAAAGAAAUCUCGUUGCGGAAGUCUCUCAAACAAAAACAACUACGUACAAUCCAGCCGGAUCUCCUCAUAUAUGCGUAGUUGACUGCGGAUUGAAAAACAAUCAAUUAAGAUGCCUAUUAAAACGCGGUGCUCGUAUAGACGUUGUACCGUGGAACUAUGAUUUCACAAAUAUGCAGUUCGAAGGUUUAUUUCUUAGCAACGGUCCGGGUGAUCCCACUCUGUGCACAACAACCAUAGAAAACAUCCGGAAAGUCAUUGCACAAAACAAGAAAAGACCUAUCUUUGGCAUAUGUCUUGGGCAUCAACUGCUAUCCAUAGCUGCUUAUUGUGAGACAUAUAAAAUGAAAUACGGCAAUAGAGGUCACAAUCAAACCGUGACGCAUCAUGGCACCGGACGUUGCUACAUGACCUCGCAGAAUCACGGAUUUUGCGUCGAUACAGUUAUGUUGCCACCUGAUUGGGAAGUGCUCUUCACUAACACCAACGACAACAGCAACGAGGGCUUAGUUCACUCUAAUUUGCCGUAUUUUUCUGUUCAAUUUCAUCCGGAACACACAGCAGGACCUGAAGAUCUCGAAUGUCUCUUUGAUGUAUUUCUGGAAAGUGUAAAGGCCGAAGUCGAGGGUUCUCGAAUCUCGAUAAAGGACAGAAUUGCUCAGAAACUGGCCUAUACGCCUUUAAUUCCAAUUGUAACUGAGCAGCCGAAAAAAGUAUUGAUUUUAGGCUCGGGAGGACUCAGUAUCGGUCAGGCGGGAGAAUUUGAUUAUUCGGGCUCGCAAGCCAUUAAAGCGUUGAAAGAAGAAUCGAUACAGACUCUUUUGAUCAAUCCCAACAUUGCCACGGUACAGACGUCAAAAGGCAUGGCCGACAAAGUGUACUUUUUGCCGAUUACACCGGAAUAUGUUGAGCAGGUAAUACAAUCAGAGAGACCGGACGGCGUACUAUUAACAUUCGGCGGACAAACCGCUCUUAACUGUGGCGUGGAACUUGAGAAGAACGGUGUAUUCACAAAGUACAAUAUUAGAAUUCUAGGAACACCAAUUGAAUCUAUUAUACAAACUGAAGACAGAAAGCUGUUCGCGGAUCGUAUUAGCGAGAUAAAUGAAAAAGUUGCACCAAGUGCCGCUGUAUAUUCCGUUCAAGAGGCCUUAGAAGCUGCUAACAAGCUAGGAUAUCCCGUAAUGGCGCGCGCUGCGUUCUCACUUGGUGGUCUUGGAUCAGGUUUUGCUAAUACAGAAGAAGAACUAAGGACACUUUCGCAACAAGCAUUUGCUCACUCCAGCCAAUUGAUCAUCGAUAAAUCUCUGAAGGGUUGGAAGGAGGUUGAAUACGAAGUCGUACGCGACGCAUAUGACAAUUGCAUUACUGUGUGCAACAUGGAAAAUGUUGAUCCUCUUGGUAUCCACACCGGCGAGUCGAUCGUGGUCGCGCCGAGUCAGACUCUAUCGAAUAAAGAGUACAACAUGCUACGAACCACCGCGAUUAAGGUCAUCAGGCAUUUCGGCAUCGUUGGAGAAUGUAACAUUCAAUACGCGUUGAAUCCUUCGUCCGAGGAAUAUUACAUCAUUGAAGUGAACGCGAGAUUAAGCAGAAGUUCAGCUUUAGCCAGCAAAGCCACCGGUUAUCCUUUGGCUUAUGUCGCUGCUAAACUGGCGCUUGGAAUACGCCUGUCGGAUAUUCGUAAUUCUGUCACUGGAGAAACGACGGCUUGCUUCGAGCCAAGUCUUGAUUACUGCGUGGUCAAGAUACCAAGAUGGGAUCUGAGCAAAUUCCAUCGCGUCAGCACAAAGAUUGGCAGUUCCAUGAAAAGUGUGGGCGAAGUAAUGGCAAUUGGUCGAAAAUUUGAGGAAGCUUUUCAAAAAGCACUCAGAAUGGUUAACGAGAACGUAAAUGGUUUCGAUCCGUACGUGAAGGUGAUCGAUGACGAGGAACUGGAAAAACCAACCGACAAGAGAAUGUUCGUUCUCGCAGCUUCAAUUAAGGCUGGUUAUACGAUCGAUCGAUUGUACGAGCUCACCAAAAUAGACCGCUGGUUCCUCAAGAAGAUGAAGAAUAUUAUUGAUUAUUAUUCGCUCUUGGAGAAUAUCGAUCAUACGAAGCUCACGCGCGAAUUAUUACUGGGCGCGAAACAGAUCGGCUUCUCGGACAAACAGAUCGCCGCCUUGGUGAAGUGCUCCGAAUUAGGUGUUAGAAUACAGAGACAGGAGAAUUUCAUCCGACCCAUGGUCAAGCAAAUUGACACGGUGGCCGCUGAGUGGCCGGCCACCACAAACUACCUUUAUCUCACGUACAAUGGCAUUACUCACGAUAUGGAAUUUUCUGGUGGAUAUACGAUGGUCAUAGGUUCCGGUGUAUAUAGAAUCGGUAGUUCAGUGGAGUUUGAUUGGUGCGCCGUAAGUUGUCUGCGCGAAUUGCGAAAUCUCGGACGCAAAACCAUCAUGGUGAAUUACAAUCCAGAAACAGUCAGCACAGACUAUGAUAUGAGCGAUAGGCUGUACUUCGAGGAGAUUUCUUUCGAGGUCGUGAUGGACAUAUAUGAUUGUGAGUGUCCUGAAGGUAUCAUAUUGUCCAUGGGUGGGCAGUUACCUAACAAUAUUGCCAUGGAUCUACAUAGACAACAGGCCCGUAUCCUCGGGACUUCACCGGAGUCUGUCGAUAAUGCUGAAAAUCGUUUCAAAUUCAGCCGUAUGCUCGAUAACAUCGCAAUAUCGCAGCCAAGGUGGAAGGAAUUGACAAACUUGAAAUCCGCCAUUGAGUUUUGUGAAGAAGUCGGCUAUCCGUGUCUCGUACGGCCUUCGUACGUAUUGAGCGGAGCGGCGAUGAACGUCGCGCACUCAAAUCAGGAUCUCGAAUCUUAUUUAAAAAGUGCGAGCGAAGUUAGCAAAGAGCAUCCCGUUGUAAUAUCAAAGUUUAUUCUCGAAGCGAAGGAAAUCGACGUUGAUGCCGUGGCUUACGAAGGAAUUAUCUUGUGCAUGGCUGUGUCCGAACAUGUGGAGAAUGCUGGAGUUCAUUCAGGCGAUGCUACCUUAGUAACACCACCGCAGGACAUCAAUGAGCAAACUCUGGCAAAGAUAAAGAGCAUUUCGAAAGCAAUAGCGUUGUCUCUGUGUGUCACUGGUCCUUUCAACAUGCAGCUGAUUGCAAAAGACAAUGAGUUAAAGGUAAUCGAGUGCAACGUGCGAGUAUCCAGAUCUUUUCCUUUUGUCUCAAAAACUUUAGAUCACGACUUUGUCGCAACAGCCACUCGUCUAAUUGUCGGUGAAGUAGUUGAACCUGUAGAUGUUUUAGCUGGAUGUGGAAAAGUUGGAGUAAAAGUACCACAAUUUUCAUUCUCUCGUCUUGCCGGCGCUGAUGUGAUGCUGGGUGUGGAAAUGGUAUCUACUGGAGAAGUAGCUUGUUUCGGUGAAAACCGAUAUGAAGCUUACCUUAAGGGUAUGUUAAGUACUGGUUUUCAUAUACCUCAAAGAGGUAUUUUGCUUUCCAUAGGAAGUUUCAAGCACAAAAUGGAAUUACUUGAAUCCAUCAGAAACUUGAAGAACAUGGGUUAUAAACUGUAUGCUAGUAUGGGUACUGCUGAUUUUUAUACUGAGCAUGGAAUCGAGGUAGAAUCGGUGAGAUGGACAUUUGAAAACAUUGCUGUGAAUGAGAACUCCACUCUGAGUGAACUCGAACAUCUCGCUCACUUUUUAUCGAAGAAGCAAUUUGAUCUUGUUAUCAACUUGCCGAUGAGAAACGGUGGUGCUCGUCGUGUUAACUUCAUGACACAUGGAUAUCAAACCAGAAGAUUAGCAGUUGAUUAUUCCGUACCUCUGGUUACGGAUGUUAAAUGCGCUAAACUUUUAGUCGAAGCAAUGAGAAUGGUUGGUGGUAAAGCACCACGUAUGAAAACGCAUACUGACUGCAUGUCAUCGCGCAAAAUGAUUAGGCUACCCGGUUUCAUCGACGUGCAUGUACAUACGCGUGAUCCUGGUGCAACUUACAAAGAGGAUUUUGCAUCAUGUACUGCGGCUGCACUCGCCGGAGGUAUCACAACAAUUUUUGCGAUGCCGAAUACAAAUCCUGCGGUUGUCGAUCAUCAGACUUUUGCCAUAGCCAAAGAGCAAGCUGAAGCUGGCUCGCGAUGCGAUUACGCACUCUUUGUCGGUGCUUCUUCGGACAAUUACAAUCUCGCGCGAGAAAUAGCGCCAUCCGCAGCCGCUUUAAAGAUGUACUUGAACGAAACAUUUACAACACUUCGCCUCACCGAUCUUACAGUUUGGAUUAAGCAUUUCGAAAGCUGGCCUAAGAAAUAUCCUCUGUGCGUGCACGCGGAAGGACAAACCACAGCUGCAGUUCUUCUCCUGGCGAGUUUGCACAGCAGGCCGAUUCAUGUGUGCCAUGUUGCGAGAAAAGAAGAGAUAGAAAUUAUACGUGCGGCAAAGGAACAUGGAUUGCCGGUUACGUGCGAGGUAUGUCCGCACCACUUGUUCCUUUGUCAGGAUGAUUUGGAUAGGAUAGGACCUGGAAGAGAUCAAGUAAGACCUACUUUAGGAACAAAAGAGGAUCAGCAGGCUCUUUGGGACAAUUUAGACAUCAUCGAUUGUUUCGCAACUGAUCAUGCUCCGCACACAGUACAAGAGAAAUCUUCAGAGAAACCACCGCCAGGAUUUCCUGGCCUGGAAACUAUGCUACCGCUGCUGCUAAACGCUGUGCAUGAGGGAAGACUGACCAUGGAGGAUAUUAUUGACAAAUUAUACAAGAAUCCCAAGAGGAUCUUUAACGUUCCCGAUCAACGUAACACGUACGUCGAAGUCGAUCUGGACGAUGUAUGGAUCAUUCCGGAAGCAAUGCCGUUCAGCAAAUCAAAGUGGACACCUUUCGCUGGUAUGAAAGUUCGCGGUUCAGUGCACAGAGUGGUUCUGAGAGGCGAAGUCGCUUACGUCGAGGGACAAGUACUGGUCAAUCCUGGAUUUGGUCAAGACAUCAGAGAUGUGAAAUACAAAACAAAAGUUCCGCCAACACUUCACGCACCGAUAAUAUCUAUUCAACCUACAGAUACUGUCUACAAACCAUUGUCUUUACAAGAAAGUCUCUUGUCACCGAAUUACAUCGCCGAGAAAUCUAAUAUAUACGUUGAUCGUGUCAUCGAUUCGCAUGAAGACGAACAAAGCGAGUCGUUUACGCAUCUUCUGCAACUGGCGUCGCACAAGUCUGCGCACAUUGACGCAAGGGAACAUUCGAAAGCGCUGGCUUCUCAAAGGACCAUUUCACCGGUACCGCUUAGUGCUAUAACCAAAUAUAAAAGUGACAGUAAUCCGAAUCUGUUUGCAACUUCUGUCGCACCAAUUUCUGCUGGCCACACGAGCAACAGUUUAGUCGGUCGUCAUAUUAUUACCGUAGACAUUUUUGAUAAAGAAAUUCUGAAAGAUGUACUUCAUCUUGCGGAAACUCUUCGGAAUGCUAUCAGAAAGGACCGACUUUUGGAUCAUAUUUUGAGGGGAAAAAUUAUGGCGUCCAUUUUCUACGAGGUGAGCACAAGAACAUCGUGCAGUUUUGCCGCUGCAAUGGAACGUCUUGGUGGUCGUGUAAUACACAUGGAUGGCUCCACAUCGUCAGUGAAGAAAGGCGAAACUUUAGAAGAUUCUGUAGCAAUUAUGGCAGGAUACGCGGAUGUUGUUGUGCUUCGACAUCCAAAGCCAGGCGCGGUAGCUAAAGCAUCGGUGCACUGUAGAAAACCAAUGAUAAACGCAGGUGACGGAAUUGGUGAACAUCCGACGCAGGCGUUACUCGACAUUUUCACGAUCAGAGACGAAUUUGGAACUGUAAACGGCCUUACAAUUACGAUGGUCGGGGAUUUGAAACACGGCAGGACUGUCCAUUCCCUCGCAAGGUUGCUGACUUUGUACAAUGUGGAGCUUCGUUAUGUGAGUCCACCUGGCCUCAGUAUGCCGGAACAUGUCGUCAAUUACGUGACCGCUCGUCACAUUCCGCAAGAGAAAUUCUCAACCCUGGAGGAGGCUCUCCCUGACACCGACGUUCUUUAUAUGACUCGAAUUCAACGCGAACGUUUCGAGACGCAAGAAGAAUACGAUCGAAUGUGUGGCCACUUUAUAGUCACACCGCAACUGAUGUCUCGCGCAAAAAGGAGAAUGGCAGUGCUUCACCCACUGCCAAGGGUUAACGAAAUAUCUCCUGAAUUCGAUACCGAUCCAAGGGCGGCAUACUUUCGACAGGCCGAGAACGGCGUGUACGUGCGCAUGGCGUUAUUGACUAUGGUCCUUGGACGCAGCUAGUUCGCGGCCACUCGAUCGUCUGUGGGUCAAGAACACUUAUUGAGAAAGGACAAUGACGUUAGCCAAAAAAAAAACAUUUGCCAUUUCAAUCAGACUGUGAUGCGCUCGCGAGAGCUCAACUGAAUAUCUAUUUGACAUUCCAAUCAUCAAGCUGAUUAGCUUGAUCAAUUGUUUUUUCUAUUUGCGUACAGUGCAUUAUAGAUAUAUUGAAAUUUUUCACAAAUUGUUCUUAAUAACGACAAACUGUUUUUAUAGAGUUUUGUUUUUGACAUAUUUUUGUAUUGAAAAAAUAAAAUAAGAAAUGUGAUAAUAAUCCUAUGUA